Messenger RNA from Penicillium coprophilum, 501 nucleotides. RefSeq lists its product as uncharacterized. The transcript is spliced from 2 exons. Bases 1 to 501 code for a protein of 166 amino acids. The record is from RefSeq and is a predicted model, not a curated record. Lineage: Eukaryota; Fungi; Ascomycota; Eurotiomycetes; Eurotiales; Aspergillaceae.
AUGAAGCCCAGCAUUAUUCUCACGGUCCUAGGCCUGAGCCUUACCGCCAUCGCGGCCCCAACUCCGCUGUACCAGCUUGAAGUCCGUGAGGUUGAUAUCGACGAUGCUACACCUACUCCCCCCACUCCUCCCACCCCUCCGACACCUCAGACUGUCCCCAUUGCUCAUGCUCCUCCCGGAAAGGACUCCGGCUAUUACCCUCCAGCCCAAGCCAAUCCACCAACUCCACCGACUCCCCCCACCCCUCCCACUCCUUCUAACGUUCCCGUGAAUGCUCCUGGAUCUCCCUAUCCUUAUGUAAACUCCCCGCAGACUCCCCCAACCCCUCCCAUUCCCCCUACCCCUCCAAGCCCUUCUGGUGCUGUGUACGGUCCAGUCAUUGGUAAUGGAAACUACGGAAAUCUCCCUGCUGCUCCCCCGACUCCUCCCACUCCUCCUACUCCCUCUACCCCUUCUGGGGGUACUGAGAGUGGAUUUGUUGGAAAAGGUAGCACUGGCUGA